GAGCAUACGAAAUUGAUGAUGUCUUCUACCAAGAUGAUCAUAUUGAGGAGUUCAGAUGGAGACAUAUUCGAGGUGGAAGAGACGGUGGCUAUUGAGAUGCAAAUGAUCAAGUACAUGAUUGACGAUGAAUGCGUUGACACUACCAUUCCCAUCGCCAACGUGACUGGCAAGAUCUUGACUAAGGUUAUAGAGUAUUGCAAAUCGCAUGCUGAAGCCACAAAUACUAGCCAGGACGAUCUUAAGGACUUCGAUGCUAAUUUCGUCAAAGUUGACCAUGAAACACUAUUGGAUCUCAUAAUAGCCGCUAAUUUCCUUAACAUUAAGAGCUUGCUUGAUCUUACAUGCCAAACUGCUGCAAAUCUAAUCGAGAAGAUGACAGUGGAGGAGGUCCGCAAAUUUUUCAACAUUCAAAGUGACUUUACACCUGAGGAAGAAGAAGAAAUCCGUAAGGAGAGUCCUUGGGCUUUUGAAUAA
Ipomoea triloba (trilobed morning glory) is the source of this 474-nucleotide messenger RNA. RefSeq names its product SKP1-like protein 1A. Gene Ontology annotation, biological process: SCF-dependent proteasomal ubiquitin-dependent protein catabolic process. The transcript has a single exon. Gene Ontology annotation, molecular function: cullin family protein binding. Lineage: Eukaryota; Viridiplantae; Streptophyta; Magnoliopsida; Solanales; Convolvulaceae. The record is from RefSeq and is a predicted model, not a curated record. Gene Ontology annotation, cellular component: cytoplasm; nucleus. The coding region runs from base 16 to 474 and encodes 152 amino acids.